AUGGCAGGAAGACUUGAGCGAUUCCUCAACACGACUGGAUUUACCUUUUUCGCUCUCAUACUCCUCGCCCUCAUCGGCCUCACCCCAGUUGACGCUGUCUACCAAUGCUACGAAACGCGUCGACUCACCAACAUCUUCUUCAUCAUCGGCGCAUAUGUCAUAACCUUCAUAAUUGCCGCCCUCAUCUAUGCGACACGCAUCUACACCAAUCGGAGUACUCUCUCAGGCAUACCGAAGGCCUGGAUUCCCGUGGAAAAGGAAGAUGUGAGCAAGAGCGUUCGACGCCUAGUGAAAGAGGGCCUCGCCCACAGUGCUAUUAUCGCAUACCAAGCCCGUCCGCGCGAUGUCUCUACCGACGAGGACAACUUCCAGCACUACAAACCGCUUCUCAUUGACCGAGAACGACCACCCUGGGGCCAUAUCGAGCACUGCGGCUGGUCUUCGCCUACGUCACCAGACCUGCCGAAUCUUCCCUAUCGCACGGUCAUCCAGGAGCUCCCUAGCUUGAUCGAGGCGAAAGCUGUCUCCCUCGCCCCUGCUGAUUCAUUUGCGCCUCCAGACCCCUUCGGUUCGCCAGGCGAUUACACAACGCCCUCCCUCCCGGAUACACGCGUGGUGGAAGUACUACAACGACCGGCUUCAAUGGGUCUGAGAGAGUACAUCCGACAUCUGACGUCUCUUGGGGCUAUCUAUCCGCCAGAAUUAGGCGCUGACUUUCUCGCGCUAUACGAACGAGCCCGGUUCUCGCGUCACAGUCUACACGAAACAGAGUUCCGUGAGCUCAUGCAUCUCUUCGCGGAGAUCCUCAGAGGAAUGACGAGCCUUGCGCCGCCAGUCCUGGAGGAGAUUCGUGACAGCGCAAGCUACCGACGAGCCUACAGCCAGUCCGCUAUUGGAAAUACUGACGAAGAGGGAUAUACUACAGAUACUGUGGAACAUUAUGGUUACGAUGGGGCUUUGGAGCCCAUGCGCAGUGACAGCAUUCGCCCAUCGAAUUCGUCUACUUGGGACAGCCAGUCAGGGUAUGACACUGCACCGUCAAUACAGAGGCCUGUCUCGGAACUGUCAGCGGGCUUCAGCUCAUAUGCUCCACGAAGUCCUCGAACGCCUUCUAUAAGGUCUCUGCGACGCGUGGCAUCUGGCCAAUCUGGCGCCUCGGGAGGAAGUGUUAUUCGUUUGACGCAGCCGCAGGAUCCGACAGAGCUGCCGUACACAAUUGACUACGCUGGACGUAGGCAGUGA
Molecule: messenger RNA, 1242 nt
Organism: Penicillium bovifimosum
Lineage: Eukaryota; Fungi; Ascomycota; Eurotiomycetes; Eurotiales; Aspergillaceae
Exons: 1
Coding region: 1-1242 (413 amino acids)
Source: RefSeq, a predicted model, not a curated record